Scophthalmus maximus (turbot) is the source of this 4760-nucleotide messenger RNA. It is a transcript of the gene cpsf1, whose product is annotated as cleavage and polyadenylation specific factor 1. Gene Ontology annotation, molecular function: protein binding; nucleic acid binding. Lineage: Eukaryota; Metazoa; Chordata; Actinopteri; Pleuronectiformes; Scophthalmidae. The record is from RefSeq and is a predicted model, not a curated record. The transcript has 38 exons. The coding region runs from base 184 to 4596 and encodes 1470 amino acids. Gene Ontology annotation, cellular component: mRNA cleavage and polyadenylation specificity factor complex; nucleus.
ACAAGAAGAAGAAUCGCGCAGCCACAACACUACCGACUAGCUAACCGUUAGCCCACCUGGCUAUGGAAGGAUGAUAUGUUAGUGAACCACAAAGUAUUGCAUCCUCAAUGUGAACAGAGGGAAGGGAUAAUAAAGCUACUCUGAUAACGUGUUUGCUGUAGAUGUCCAGAGCAACCAUCCAGGAUGUAUGCUGUGUACAGACAAGCCCACACCCCCACUGCGGUGGAGUUCUCCGUCUACUGCAACUUUAUAUCCAGCAAGGAGAAGAACUUGGUCGUCGCGGGAACCUCGCAGCUCUUCGUCUACAGGAUUAUCCACGAUGUGGAGAGCACAUCAAAGGCUGACAAGUCUGUAGAUUCCAAAUCUCGCAAGGAAAAGCUGGAGCAGGUGGCAUCCUUUUCUCUCUUCGGAAACAUUAUGUCCAUGGCCAGCGUGCAGCUCGUGGGAGCCAACAGAGACGCGCUCCUACUCAGUUUCAAAGAUGCCAAGUUGUCUGUGGUGGAGUAUGACCCUGGGACACAUGACCUCAAGACGCUGUCUCUUCAUUACUUUGAGGAGCCAGAGCUCAGAGAUGGCUUCGUACAGAAUGUACACAUUCCCAUUGUCCGCGUCGAUCCAGAGAACCGCUGUGCUGUCAUGCUCGUUUAUGGCACCCAACUUGUGGUGUUGCCGUUCAGGAAGGACACGCUGACUGAUGAACAGGAGGGUGGUGUCGGAGAAGGGCCUAAAUCCAGCUUCCUGCCCAGCUACAUCAUUGACGUCCGCGAGCUGGACGAGAAGCUGCUGAACAUUGUUGACAUGAAGUUCCUUCACGGCUACUACGAGCCCACACUGCUCAUCCUGUUUGAGCCCAACCAGACAUGGCCAGGACGUGUGGCUGUGCGUCAAGACACUUGCAGCAUCGUCGCCAUCUCCCUCAACAUCAUGCAGAAGGUCCACCCGGUCAUCUGGUCUCUCAGUAAUCUGCCUUUUGACUGCACACAAGUUAUGCCCGUUCCUAAACCCAUCGGCGGCGUGGUGGUGUUUGCCGUCAACUCGCUGCUGUAUUUGAACCAGAGCGUUCCACCGUACGGAGUUUCUCUCAAUACUCAAACGGCGGGGACCACAGCCUUCCCACUGCGUGUACAGGACGAAGUGAAGAUCACGCUGGACUGUUCCCAGUCUGACUUCAUCGCCUACGACAAGAUGGUCAUCUCCUUGAAGGGAGGAGAAAUUUACGUGUUAACCCUUAUUACCGAUGGCAUGAGGAGUGUGCGGGCGUUCCACUUCGACAAAGCGGCUGCCAGCGUCCUGACAACUUGCAUGGUGACCAUGGAGCCCGGCUACCUUUUCCUCGGCUCCCGCCUCGGGAACUCCCUGCUCCUGAAGUACACGGAGAAACUCCAGGAGACUCCACCAGAAGAGGGCAAAGAAAAGCAGGACAAAGAGAAAGAGAAGGAUAAAGACAAACCGGACGAACCACCAAGCAAAAAGAAGCGAAUGGAAUCUUCCACCAACUGGACAGACGAAGUGGAUGAGAUUGAAGUGUAUGGGAGUGAGGCCCAGUCGGGAACUCAGCUGGCCACCUACUCCUUUGAGGUGUGCGACAGCAUACUCAACAUUGGCCCUUGUGCGAAUGCCUCCAUGGGUGAACCCGCGUUCUUGUCAGAAGAGUUCCAGAGCAACCCCGAGCCGGACCUGGAGGUCGUAGUGUGCUCUGGUUAUGGCAAGAAUGGCGCACUGUCUGUACUUCAGAGAAGCAUCCGACCCCAAGUGGUCACCACGUUUGAGUUGCCAGGUUGCCACGACAUGUGGACGGUCAUCUCAAAUGAAGUCAAGGAAGACAAAAAAGCUGCGAAAGCCGACGAGGGAGAGGAGGGGGCUGAGACGGAGAACAGUGAGGAUGGUGAAGAGGGGGAAAAGGAGAAUGAGAAAGAGGAGGAGGAGAAGACGGAGCCGCCCAUGGAGGACGAUAAGAAGAAGCACGGCUUCCUCAUUCUAAGCAGAGAAGAUUCAACCAUGAUCCUUCAGACGGGUCAGGAGAUCAUGGAGCUGGAUACCAGCGGGUUUGCCACCCAGGGACCCACCGUGUUCGCUGGGAAUAUCGGUGACAACAAGUAUAUCAUCCAGGUCUCACCCAUGGGCAUUCGACUGCUGGAAGGAGUGACACAGCUCCACUUCAUCCCAGUGGACCUGGGCUCUCCCAUUGUGCAUUGCUCUGUGGCGGACCCGUACGUGGUGAUCAUGACUGCAGAGGGAGUGGUCACCAUGUUUGUGCUGAAGAUCGACUCGUACAUGGGGAAGACACAUCGGCUGGCUCUGCAGAAACCGCAGAUCCCCACCCAAUCGCGCGUCAUCACGCUGUGUGCGUACCGAGACGUGAGCGGCAUGUUCACCACUGAGAACAAAGUGAGCUGCUGUGCCAAAGAGGACAACGUGGUCAGGAGCCAGUCUGAGGUGGAGACCGUCAUCCAGGACCUCAGUAACACCGUGGACGACGAGGAGGAGAUGCUGUACGGAGACUCCAACGCCAGCGCAGCAGCAGCCAGGGAGGAAAUGAGCCGCGGCUACACGGGAACAGGUCCCUCUGGAAGUGAGGGAGGCUCGGGCAAAGCCGAGCCCACGCACUGGUGCAUGAUCAUCAGGGAGAGCGGUGUCAUGGAGAUUUACCAGCUGCCCGACUGGCGCCUGGUCUUCCUGGUGAAGAACUUUCCCGUCGGUCAGAGGGUGCUGGUCGACAGUUCCUCUGGCCAGUCGGCAACGCAGGGGGAGGCCAAGAAGGAAGAGGUAACACGACAAGGAGAGAUCCCAUUAGUCAAAGAGGUGACUUUGGUUUCCCUCGGCAACAACCACAGCAGACCGUAUUUACUGGUUCACGUGGAACACGAGCUUCUGAUCUACGAAGCGUUCCCGUACGACCAGCAGCAGCCACAAAACAACCUGAAAGUCCGCUUCAAAAAAGUGCCGCACAAUAUUAACUUCAGAGAAAAGAAAUCAAAGCCCAAGAAAGACAAGAAGGCCGAGAGCGGCGCUGCCGCCGAGGAGAGUCCAGCCGUGAAAAGUCGCAUCUCAAGGUUCCGAUACUUUGAGGACAUUUCCGGAUACUCAGGGGUGUUCAUCUGUGGUCCGUCACCUCAUUGGAUGCUGGUCACCUCUCGGGGAGCAAUGAGGCUUCACCCCAUGAUCAUCGACGGCUCCAUCGAGUCCUUCUCCCCCUUCCACAACAUCAACUGCCCCAAAGGCUUCCUGUACUUCAACAAACAGGGCGAGCUGAGGAUCAGCGUCCUGCCCACAUAUCUGUCCUACGACGCCCCAUGGCCAGUCAGAAAGAUCCCGCUGAGGUGCACCAUCCACUACGUCUCCUACCACGUCGAAUCAAAGGUGUAUGCAGUGUGCACGAGUGUGAAGGAGCCCUGCACUCGCAUCCCCAGGAUGACUGGAGAGGAGAAGGAGUUCGAGACCAUCGAACGAGAUGACCGUUACAUUAAUCCGCAACAGGAAAGGUUCUCCAUCCAGCUCAUCUCUCCAGUCAGCUGGGAGGCCAUUCCCAACGCACGGAUCGACCUGGAGGAGUGGGAACAUGUGACCUGUAUGAAGACGGUGGCACUGAGGAGUCAGGAGACGGUGUCCGGACUGAAGGGCUACGUCGCCGCAGGGACCUGCCUGAUGCAGGGGGAGGAGGUCACCUGCAGGGGCCGGAUUCUGCUCCUGGACGUGAUCGAAGUGGUGCCCGAGCCGGGCCAGCCCCUCACCAAGAACAAGUUCAAAGUGCUGUACGAGAAGGAGCAGAAGGGGCCGGUGACGGCUCUGUGCCACUGUAACGGAUACCUGGUGUCGGCCAUCGGACAGAAGAUCUUCUUGUGGGUGCUGAAGGACAACGACCUGACGGGCAUGGCCUUCAUCGACACCCAGCUCCACAUCCACCAGAUGUUCAGCAUCAAGAACUUCAUCCUGGCUGCCGACCUGAUGAAGAGCAUCUCGCUGCUGCGCUACCAGGAGGAGAGCAAGACGCUGUCGCUCGUCAGCCGGGACGCAAAGCCCCUGGAGGUCUACAGCAUCGAGUUCAUGGUGGACAACAACCAGCUGGGAUUCUUGGUGUCCGACCGAGACAAGAACCUUUAUGUAUAUAUGUAUUUACCUGAAGCUAAAGAGAGCUUUGGAGGGAUGCGUUUGCUGAGGCGAGCCGACUUCAACGCCGGGGCUCACAUCAACACUUUCUGGCGCAUGCCGUGCCGAGGAGCACUGGACGGCGGCAGCAAGAAGUCGCUGACGUGGGACAACAAGCACAUCACGUGGUUCGCAACCCUAGACGGAGGCGUUGGCCUGCUGCUCCCCAUGCAGGAGAAGACGUACCGACGCCUGCUGAUGUUACAGAACGCCCUCAACACCAUGCUGCCUCAUCACGCCGGUCUCAACCCAAAGGCCUUCAGAAUGCUGCACAGCGACAGGCGGAGUCUGCAGAACGCCGUGAGGAACAUCCUGGACGGAGAGCUGCUCAACAAGUACCUGUACCUCAGCACCAUGGAGCGCAGCGAGCUCGCCAAAAAGAUCGGCACCACUCAGGACAUUAUCCUGGACGACCUCCUGGAGAUCGACAGAGUCACCGCCCACUUCUGAGCCACAUUCCCCACGUUGCUUUGUUACGAUCGUCCCUGUGAAAAACCUUUAUUUGUUUGUUUUUCUUACUCGCCAGCCAAAAACAGAGGGCGGUUGUGUUUUUCUUAGAAUAUUUUGUAUUUAAAAUUUCAAAAAAUCAGUAAAUAAAAAUAAUAAUGACACAA